CCAUGCGCAGAUCAGAAGGAAGGUGAAAGGGGAACAAGAUGGCGGCGCCCAUGAGCGCGGCGCUGCGGUCGUGUUUGGCAGAGGGGUGAUCCGAAAGAAGAUCAACAAUUCGUAUUAUUUUUUAUUAUUGUCUCGCUAGACCGAAAGGUCUGCGAUGGGGCUGGAUGGAGGGCCGCUUCCAGCCCGCGCGAGGUCCCUCUGGGGCUCCCGCCAGGCGAAGCUGAUGUUCCCACGGCUACGGAGGGGCCCCUGGCCGGCCUUGCUGGGGCUCCCCCGGGAGAUGGGGGGCUUCCUUUGGGGCCGAUCCAAGGAGACCCUCGGCCUCCAGCAGGGCGAUCGUCCCGGGGGUCCCGGUUGCCCGGCCCCAAGGCUUCCACCCGGGGGGCUCCCCAGAGGCCUGGCCAAAGCCGCCGGGAGAAGGACCACCAGGGACCUCAGGAAAGCCGACGAGGAGGCCCCCGUCUUCCAGUACGUGGGGAGCCACCCCAAGAGGAAGGACCGGCUCUUCGUCUGGGGCUUCGCCUUCUCGGGGGCUUUGGGCAUCCCGACCUUCGUCGUGCCCGACGUGAGCUGGAAGCCGCGGAGAAGGAUCCAGCCCACACCCUACCGCCUGGAGGUGGAAGAGAAGAUCUCUUCCGCUGCCUGUGGGUAUGGAUUCACCCUUCUUUCCUCCAAAACGACUGACAUUACCAAAGUCUGGGGCAUGGGGCUGAACAAGGAUUCUCAGAUUGGCUUCCAUCCGAGCAAGAGAGAUCGGUCGAAAUGUUACGAACAUGUUCUGGAGCCAAGCCCUGUUCCUUUGCCCCUGGACAAGCCUCAACAGACGCGGGUUCUGCAGGUGUCCUGUGGCCGAGCGCACUCCUUGGUGCUUACGGACAUAGAAGGAGUCUUCAGCAUGGGCAACAAUUCCUACGGACAGUGUGGCCGGAAAGUGGUGGAAGGGGAAGUGUACAGCGAGAGCCAGCUUGUUAACAGAUUGCCGGCAUUUGAAGACCGUGUGGUCCAAGUUGCCUGCGGGCAGGACCACAGCCUCUUCAGAACAGAGAGAGGAGACGUCUAUUCCUGCGGGUGGGGAGCCGAUGGGCAAACAGGACUUGGCCAUUACGACAUUACAAGCAAGCCCACGAAAGUAGGUGGCGACCUUUCCGGCGUCCGGAUUGUUCAGGUGGCUACCUACGGGGACAGCUGCCUUGCCGUGUCGGAGGAUGGUGACCUCUUUGGCUGGGGGAACUCCGAAUACCUCCAGCUGGCUUCUGUUUCAGACUCAACCCAGGUCAAUGUGCCGAGACACCUUCCCUUCAAAGUCGGGAGAGUGAAGGAAGCAGCUUGUGGAGGGACCGUCAACGCUCUUUUAAAUGAGCAAGGCCACGUCUUUGUAUGGGGUUAUGGCAUCCUUGGUAAAGGACCAAAGCUAAUGGAAACGGCCAACCCUGAGAUGAUCCCGCCCUCCCUCUUUGGCUUAUCGGACUUCAACCCGGAUGUCCGCAUCGCUCGGAUCCGCUGUGGACUCAGCCAGUUCGCUGCUGUCACUAACCGAGGCGAGCUCUUCGUAUGGGGCAAAAACGUGAGAGGGUGCUUGGGGAUCGGAAGAAUGGAAGACCAGUACUUCCCGUGGAGGGUGACAGUGCCGGGCGAGGUAGUGGACGUUGCCUGCGGGGUCGACCACAUGAUCACCCUAGUGAAAUCCUUGGUUUAGCUGUCAACCGAAACAGCCGGAGCCAGCCAGAAGCGAUGGUAUGAUCUGGCGAUUCUUUUCCAGCGGGGCCCGAUUUCCUGGGCCUUUCAUGACGGGGCUGGCCGAUCCCAGAACGCUGAAUCGGGGGGGGCGGGAGCGCGCCUCCCGGUGAAGCCCCUCCGGAGACAGUGGUCUCCCUUUCAAAAGGACCGUGAGCACAGGUACAAGACUUGUGCGCCCCUUGUCAAAAGUGGCUCCCCUUCUGCACGCAACCAAGCGCCCCCGUUUUUGAAGGGAGACGAGAAAUGUCCGUUCAGCUUAGCAAGCGGUUGCCGCGAAUAUCGGAACAGCUGGGAGCCAAGACGCUGACGUGCCGUUUUUUGUCUGUUUUGAUCAAAAGAAUGGCGUUGACUAUAAAAAAAAAGAGUACAUUUAUAGUAUUUUCCAAAGAUCAUUUCAAGAAAAGGAUAAACCAUACCCCCUCAGAUUAAUUUCCGACAGCUGUUCAUUGUAUUUCCAAACAGCGCCUUUAGAUUUAUCGUAAUGAAACGAAGGAGCAGCCUCUUCAAAGCAGCAUGUCCCUUUAGUUUAGGAGUGGUGGAUUAAUUCACAGGGCCAAAUCUGGCUUUCCUAGUACCCCGUUUCCAGCUCUCGGAUGAUCCGGCCUCCUCCCUCAAGAUAUAUAUUUAUAUAAUAAUCUUAGAACCACAGAUCAUCCAGUCGAGCCGUUGUCAAGGAAGCCCAGCAGGGGAAUCAAACUCCCAACCUCUGGCUCUUCAGUUAAGAGACCUAAACCACUGAACUACCAUAGAUGCGUGUUCUUCUGCCGGUUUCUCAAUUUUUAUGGUUCUCCCCUGCAAAGGCUUAUAAAUAAAUAUUUCUGUUUUUUUUUUAAAUUUUAAUAUUGUCAGCCAGCAGAUAAGCGAAUCCGUGGAUACUGGUCCCACAGAUAGAGGGUCCUACUGUGCUUCUUUAACACGUAAGCGGUCACCGGAAGUUGGUAAUUCUCAGGCGGGUACCCACUUUUAUUAAUGCUGCUCUCGUAAACCUCCACCGUGAGAAAUCCGUUCGGUUUGGGACGGCCACGAAGCCCAGCUGCAAUGCUCACAGAUUGCCUUCCCUCCUGGAGGAGAAGACUGCAGGGAGCAGUUAUCAGUAGCCAGGAUAACAUAAGGACGCAGCUGCUGUGUAACAGGGCCUCCCCUGCUCCAUCUUAAAAAUAAUAUGUUGGGAUACCGGUUAUUUAAAUAAAUAAACAGUGAGUCACAGGUUAUGAUUUUAAAUUUAAUACAUUAUGUCCAAGGUCUGCUUCAAGGGUCGAUGGCCACAUUCUCUGAUUGGUAGAGGUGUGUCCGGUUGGUAAUUCUCUGGCUCCCUUUAACUGGAGAGAGGCUGAAGGGUAGAGGUGUUUCUGGAUCGAAGCCUCUAGAAUUCUGGAAGCGUCAAGUCCAGAAGCACUAAUCUGCUCCGUUCUGGUGGUGGCUGAACCUCUAGGUGUUCUGAACGCAGACUCUAACCCUAACGGAGUUCCAUGGAUAGGCGGGUCAGAGGAAUACACAAGGGGACAUGUCGACCAGCCUCUUGUGAUGGGUACAUGGUUCUAUUCUAAGCAAAGGCUUAUAACUUUGGGUCUACUUUGAAGGCUACCUAGAAGUUUCUGGUGGUCCACCGGAGGGGAGAUACAGGACGCUGGGUUUACAUGGCCUUGGGGAGUCUGAGGUAGUUCAGCCUUCCUCCUGUCGCCUUAUGGUGACAUUUCCCUGUUUUUACUUCAUCCUCCCCCAAGAGAUUCACUCUUGGGAAUUGUGUCCUUUUAGGGGAAAAUGCUGGUGACGGUAAAGUGGACUUCCGCCCAGCGAUAGCCACCCUUCUGUUGGAACGAUGGCAGUGUGAAGCGGCACAAAACAAAAAAA
Messenger RNA from Pogona vitticeps (central bearded dragon), 3588 nucleotides. RefSeq names its product RCC1 like (gene RCC1L). Gene Ontology annotation, cellular component: mitochondrial inner membrane. Gene Ontology annotation, molecular function: rRNA binding; guanyl-nucleotide exchange factor activity. Lineage: Eukaryota; Metazoa; Chordata; Lepidosauria; Squamata; Agamidae. Gene Ontology annotation, biological process: positive regulation of mitochondrial translation. The record is from RefSeq and is a predicted model, not a curated record.